Spirometra erinaceieuropaei is the source of this 438-nucleotide messenger RNA. Lineage: Eukaryota; Metazoa; Platyhelminthes; Cestoda; Diphyllobothriidea; Diphyllobothriidae. The record is from the annotation of a GenBank genome assembly.
AUGGAUGAUGACUGGGCACCAGCGAUCAGCUGUCCAACCAAAUCGGUUGACGAGGUAACCGAAAUGGGAGUACUCCACACGAAGACCACAACCAGCCUAAUUCGAGCAACAAAUGGGCCAGGAAGGAAUUUGGACACGCUGCAGGUUAUUCGGGCCUGGCGGAAUGCAGCGUUUGGUCCCAGACGCAGCAACAGGAGGAACUGUGUGGUGGAGACAAAAGACUGCAUAUCAGAAGGUGGCAGAAAUAUCCGAGGAAUCGGGAAUCGUGCGAGGAACGAUGAAGUUGUUAGUGUCGUUAGUGGGAAUGAUGAUGAUGUUGACGACGACGACGACGACGAGGAUUGUGGUGGUGUUGGGGAUGAUGGUGGUGGUGGUGGUGGUGCUGCAGCUGCUGCUAAUGCUGCUGCUGGUGGUGCUCGUGGUUGUGAUGGGAGUUAA